Maniola jurtina (meadow brown) is the source of this 1176-nucleotide messenger RNA. Its product is annotated as cytochrome P450 4C1-like. The record is from RefSeq and is a predicted model, not a curated record. Gene Ontology annotation, molecular function: iron ion binding; monooxygenase activity; oxidoreductase activity, acting on paired donors, with incorporation or reduction of molecular oxygen. Lineage: Eukaryota; Metazoa; Arthropoda; Insecta; Lepidoptera; Nymphalidae. The transcript is spliced from 9 exons. Bases 68 to 1036 code for a protein of 322 amino acids.
GUACUUAUAAUUUUUUGGUUUACGUUUUGAAGAAAACGCUUUCAAGACAGACUUGCACAGUUUGAUAAUGUUGACGGCGGUGCUGGUACUACUGGUGCUCGUGUUGGUGCUGAAACUACUGACGUUGGCAUCCUUCCGAAGAAAUAGUGGUAAAGAUGAACCACCCGUGUUACCGGGAGCUGUACCACUGAUUGGACAUGCCUAUCUCUUAAUUGGAGACAGUUUGAUAUUUCUGUGCGGUAUGUUGGCGUGGCGGCGGAGAAACAGGAAUAAAGAUGAGCCCCCAGUUCUCCCGGGCGCUUGGCCAUUGCUUGGACACAUUCACUUGGGUCUUGGAAACAGUUCACAACUGUGGAAAGUAGCGAAAAAGCUGUGUUAUGACAGCUUAAACGCCGGAGGAGUUAUAUCCGUUUAUAUCGGACCUAGAACAGUUUAUCUUGUCACAGAUCCAGAUGAUUGUUUGAAAAUCGCCAACACGUGUUUACAAAAGGACAACUUUUACAAAUUCAUAAAACCCUGGCUCGGGGAGGCUUUAUUGACUGCUGAGUUACCAAUAUGGAAAGUACAUCGGAAGCUGCUGAAUCCUGCAUUCAAUCAAUCCAUUCUAAAUGGGUUUAUAGACAUUUUCAACAGACAAGCUCGUCGCCUGGUCAAGAAUCUGGAAGUGGAAGUCGACAAAGGGACGUUCGACCAGCUUGCUUAUACCUUGCCGAGUGCUCUAGAAACUUCAUGCCUAACUGUUAUGGCCGUGGACUUCAGUGACGAGACCUUGCUGAACAGUGAAUAUGUACAUGCUAUAGAGAAUAUAUUCAAAUGCGUAACAGAGAGGUUCCAGAAGCCCUGGCUGCACAGUGAGGUUCUGUAUAACUGGACUUCCUUGAAGAGGAGGCAGGACGAGUGUCUGAAGAUCUUGCACAAUAUGUCAAACACUGUCCUUAAAAAGAGAAAAUCUGAAUACUUGAAUGAUAAACGAUACAAGGAGAUGGAAGACACAGCAAAGGGUAAAAAUACGACCCUUGAUGGAUCUUCUCCUUGAAUUAUCAAUAGAAAAAGGCGUUCUCAAUGACCAGGAGAUCAGAGAUCAUGUCGACAACAUGCUGUUCGGGGCUCAUGAUACUACAGCUAGUAUACUAAUGUAUACCAUGCUGUUAGUUGGAUCCUACCCCGAGGUCCAGG